AUUAAUCCUUAUUUGAUAGAGUGGUGGCGAAUUGUGAGGCGGACCGAACACGACACGGCGCCGGGGCAGGUGAGACUGUGACGAGAGAACCUGUGGCCACUAAAUUACACUUAAAAUUACACUCUACAGCAGGUGAAGUGCGCUGUGGACAGGAGAGAAGUAAGGCAGUGUAGCGUGCGUGUGUGUGUGUGUGUGUGUGGCAGCAGUGGUGGCGAGGCUGACGUGAUGUUUGGGAUCAGCGGUGGUCAGCAGGUGUUGUUGGUGUGGAGUCAGCCGGUGGAUGGCGAUGACCUCAAGAGUCUGGUGGAGCAGCUCAAGUCCACGGUGGGAGUGGGUGGUCGUGUGGCGGUGGAGAACUCCGAGAUGCUGCGUUCGUCGGGCCACGCAUCGAGCUCCCUAGACCACGCCCUGGCCUGCGUGCUGCCUCCCUUCGUGGCAGAGUGUCCUGCUGAUGUGCUAGCAGAGGUGCUGCGAGUGCUGCGUCCCGGCGGCCGCCUCACGCUGCGCACCACGGACGCCACUGCCCUGCGCUCCGCCCUCACCCUGGCUGGCUUCACCUCCGUGUCGCCCGCCGGCAACGCAAACCUCACUGAUGAGCAGAAGAGUGACCUGGUGACCUCCGUGGUGGAGCUCACCUGCAGGAAGCCAGACUUUGAGGUGGGGUCAUCGCUACGGCUGCCUGGAGCCGGGUCAGCGCCAGCUGGGACCUGGAACAUUAACCUGGAUGAUGACCUGGACCUGGCCAACCCCGAUGACCUGCUGACGGAGGAGGACCUGGCCCGGCCCGACCCAGCAGCCCUGAAGGUGUGUGGCACAACAGGCCAGCGCAAGGCCUGCAAGAACUGUGUGUGUGGCCUGAAGGAGGAGCUGGAGGGGGAGGAGCAGGAGAAGAGGGAGCAGGACAGGAACAACUUCAAGUCUUCCUGCGGCAGCUGCUACCUUGGCGACGCCUUCCGCUGCGCCUCCUGCCCAUACCUCGGCAUGCCGGCCUUCAAACCCGGCGAUAAGGUCAAACUUAAGGACACCACCUGAGCCACAUCACCACCACCACCGCCGCCGCACCUGUGAUACACCUGCCCCUCGGCCCACACACCAACACCACACUUGUAGGUAAGCACCCUUCACACACACACACACACACACACACACACACACACACACACACACACACACACACACAUACACACACACACACACA
Molecule: messenger RNA, 1198 nt
Organism: Portunus trituberculatus (swimming crab)
Lineage: Eukaryota; Metazoa; Arthropoda; Malacostraca; Decapoda; Portunidae
Gene: CIAPIN1
Product: anamorsin-like
Exons: 3
Coding region: 226-1032 (268 amino acids)
Biological process (GO): iron-sulfur cluster assembly
Cellular component (GO): cytoplasm
Molecular function (GO): iron-sulfur cluster binding
Source: RefSeq, a predicted model, not a curated record